AUGUGUGUGUGUGUGUGUGUGUGUGUGUGUGUGUGUGUGUGUGUGUGUGUGUGUGUGUGUGUGUGUGUGUGUGUGUGUGUGUGUGUGUGUGUGUGUGUGUGUGUGUGUGUGUGUGUGUGUGUGUGUGUGUGUGUGUGUGUGUGUGUGUGUGUGUGUGUGUGUGUGUGUGUGUGUGUGUGUGUGUGUGUGCGCUUUGAUAAAGGUGGCCCCAACUACACGUUGACAGCCGAUGUGAAGACACUCCAAGAUGCCUGCACCAGAAUCUACGACGCCAUAUUUCGCGACGUCCAUUUGGAGCAGCUCCCAUCUGGUGUUUUAGCGUUUUUCAAGACUCCAAUGUGGUUCCGUACACUGAUGAUGCUUUUGCGAUUCGUUGCCGACCAUGUCAAGAACAACAGCAGGGGCCUUGCUUCUCAUGAAGCCGCUGAGCUCCAUCACUUCACAGCGUGCUUUCACCAUGCCAUGGUCAACGAAGAACACGGUCGCGUUGAAGAACAAGACGUCAACAACGAGUAUAUGGAGUCGCUUGUCAAGGCCGCUUGCACGUUCUUCGAGAAGAUGAAAUCAGGUCAAUGGCACAAAAAGUUCAGCUGGAGACGCUUCAAAGAAUUGGCUACCGACACAUUGGGUCUGCCAAAGAACGAAGCCAUGCUCAAUAUUGUCUCCAAGACGAAAGAGCUGUGCGCCGAAACCCCGCUUGCGGUUUAUCUUCUGGAUUCGCGAACGACAUGCGUCAUUUUUAUGGUCUGGAACCUACGCAUCAUCUUCGAGACGAUUGCCGAUGAUCUAAGGAUGCCCAAAGACCUCAGCGAUGCUCUCUAUGAAAUAGAGUCUCAACCUCAUCAUCCCGAGUGUGUCGACCGUUCCCAAUUCUUAGGCAUUGUCGAACUCAAUUGGAAGCUGAUGCGCAAAUGGAUGGUUCGAUCGCCAAAGAGGGUGAAGAAGCAUGUGCGCUUCUUGCACCCGCAUCACCACGCCGUGCACUCGCAUCGGCUCGCCUCACGCCCGCGCCGGCAUGCCUAG
Monosiga brevicollis MX1 is the source of this 1023-nucleotide messenger RNA. RefSeq lists its product as uncharacterized. The transcript has 2 exons. The record is from RefSeq and is a predicted model, not a curated record. Lineage: Eukaryota; Choanoflagellata; Craspedida; Salpingoecidae. The coding region runs from base 1 to 1023 and encodes 340 amino acids.